This is a messenger RNA of Cercocebus atys (sooty mangabey), 1953 nucleotides long. It is a transcript of the gene GOLM1, whose product is annotated as golgi membrane protein 1. Bases 748 to 1677 code for a protein of 309 amino acids. The record is from RefSeq and is a predicted model, not a curated record. NCBI's taxonomy places the organism in Eukaryota, Metazoa, Chordata, Mammalia, Primates, Cercopithecidae. The transcript is spliced from 7 exons. Gene Ontology annotation, cellular component: Golgi apparatus.
GCUCUCACUCUGAUAAGGUUCUGUUUUAUCUGGCUCAGCAAAAGCCGUUUGGAAAAGUCUAGUUUCCUUGUUCCUGGAGACCAGUGCUUGCAGCCGGCCAGACCUGGCUUUGAAUUGAAGCCCAUUAACGAAAUUUAUGGCGUCUUUCUUCUAAGCUGUAUUUUUGUGCACUCUGUAGCUCUCACACAGAGUCACUGUUUUUCCUGACCUGAGGUGUACGAUGCAGCAGUUGCACAGAUAGGGUCCCUAAAGUGAGAAAUGAAUGUUCGACAGACAAGGUGCUCUCAUUUGGCGUGGAGUGAAUGCCUUGUUUCCAUCUCAGAUCCGAAGAUGGAACACAUUUUUCCCAGUGACUUCAGGCAGAUGGCACACCUCCCACUUCUGUUGUGUGUCAUGAAGGAGAAGACACGUCUACAGCCAGGGCUGUGCCUGAAUAAUGAUGUACAUGGGUGGAGGCGGGGAAGUUCACAUUCACCUCUAGAAUGGCUUUUCUGCUUUGCUUGAGAAAUGCUUUAAUUGGCUGUCAUUAGUAAUCCCGUCAAGGGUGAAAAAACCUCCCUUGUUAGGACUCAAAGCAAAAAGCUGUCUCUGAGGAGUAAUGAGCAAUAUACUCUUUCUAAUAUGAUGCGGAAGCACUUAAUAUUUGUUAUUGGUGUUUACAGAAAUGAUUACUUCUCAAACAUUGCUGCUUACAGAAAUGAUUAAUUCUCAAACUCUGUCGGGAAGAUUCUCAGUGCUGAUUUUGAGAUGAUGGGCUUGGGAAACGGGCGUCGCAGCAUGAAGUCGCCGCCGCUCGUGCUGGCCGCCCUGGUGGCCUGCAUCAUCGUCUUGGGCUUCAAUUACUGGAUUGCGAGCUCCCGGAGCGUGGAUCUCCAGACACGGAUCAUGGAGCUGGAAGGCAGGGUCCGCAGGGCGGCUGCGGAGAGAGGCGCCGUGGAGCUGAAGAAGAACGAGUUCCAGGGAGAGCUGGAGAAGCAGCGGGAGCAGCUCGACAAAAUCCAGUCCAGCCACAACUUCCAGCUGGAGAGUGUCAACAAGCUGUACCAGGACGAAAAGGCGGUUUUGGUGAAUAACAUCACCACAGGCGAGAGGCUCAUCCGAGUGCUGCAAGACCAGUUAAAGACCCUGCAGAGGAAUUACGGCAGGCUGCAGCAGGAUGUCCUCCAGUUUCAGAAGAACCAGACCAACCUGGAGAGGAAGUUCUCCUACGACCUGAGCCAGUGCAUCAGUCAGAUGAAGGAGGUGAAGGAACAGUGUGAGGAGCGAAUAGAAGAGGUCACCAAAAAGGGGAACGAAGCUGUAGCUUCCAGAGACCUGAGUGAAAACAACGACCAGAGACAGCAGCUUCAAGCCCUCAGCGAGACUCAGCCCAGGCAGCAGGCAGCAGGCCUGCCACGUGCAGAGGUGUCACAAGGGAAAGGAAACGUGCCCAGUAACAGCAAGUUCCAGACUCCAGCCCCCAGUUCCGAAGUGGUUUUGGAUUCGAAGAGACAAGUUGAGAAAGGUAAGCAGAGCCCAGCAGUUGCCCUGUCCCCUGCUCUCCAGAGCCCCGUCAGAGGCAGUGGUCCCAGCGAGCUGCUGAGCAGUCAGCGAACCCAGCAGCGGGCAGCCAGGAGCGGGUGUGUCUCUCUGGGCACCUGGAAUUGCGGCACUGGGGCUUCUUGUGUGUUUGACUGAUGUCUCCUCCUCUAAACGAAGUGCCUUGUCCUUUGGCAGCUGUGUAGAGAAAGGCCCAGGCUGCACCUUUAUGCAGGACAUGGGUGGGCUUGUGGGACUCGGGGGAGGAGGCUGAGCCCCAGACACUGGGAACCAGGAGGCUGCUGUCCAUGGGCAAGCCCCGGGUGAGCCUGCCUGCCCUGGCUCCCAAGUGCUUGUCUCCAGCGGACAAGACGAUCAGGUCACUCAGCAGGACACCCUCUUCCCUUUGUGCCUUGUCAAGAUAGAAUUGAGUCC